GGUAGACAAUGAGUUUAUAUACGCCGGCUAAUGGAUUAUUUGGCACUCAUGUUACUUGGGAAGAUAUCAAAGAGGUUAUGCAGAAAGAGCUAAAUACUAACUCUUCAUUCGGCUCCAACAAGACCGCUACCAAUAUUGGUGAAGGGAAAGGCUUCAUGUCCAGAAUCGUGCUUAUUGAACCAGAUUGGCAGAAUAAAGACAAGAAACUUCCAGAGCGCUUCAUUGCCAAGCUUCUCACUAUGCUGGCUAUGCAACAACUAACCGAAGGAUUAGCGAACAUGUCAAAGGGAGUAGAGGACAAAUUUAGUACGGAGCAAUUUGUACUUGCGUACGAAGAUCGUCUUAAAAAGCUUCAUAAUUCCGAAGUCGUACUGUAUGGACAUCUAAUGAAGCUUUCAGAAGGAAAGUUUCCCACCCCACAUAUAUAUCACGCCAAAAAGUUCUCAGAGUCCAAUCCUCUAAAAGGAUAUAUCCUUAUGGAGUACAAAGAAAAAGCUGAGACUCUGACUAUGCUCCAGAAUGUUUCGCUUGAAAAUAUCAAAGAGGUGCUUCGAGCUGUAGCAGUCAUGGAGGCUAUGUCGCUGAAAUUUACUCCAGAGGAGAAAAAAGAGUUUAGAGAACAACAUUUUACAUGGGGUUUUCAGAACGUUCUGAGUAAAGAUGUUCUCUCCGCCAUGGUGAAAGCGCCGCAAAUGUUUAAUAUGGCCGUUAAUGCUGAAAAAUUAGAAAAGUACCCGCCAGAUAUCAUGAACCUUGCUUGGGCCGAUCAGCUCUCAGAUGAACUUGGAAUGCAGCGGGUGAUUUGCCAUGGAGACUUAUGGUCGGCAAACAUACUUUGGAACAAAAAGGAAAGCGGCGAAUUGACAUUGUCAGCUCUCGUUGACUUCCAGACAGCCCACCUUGGUUGUCCUGCUGGUGAUCUCACAAGACUCUUUGGCUCAUGUCUCAGCGGAAAAGAUAGACGAGAGCAUUGGGAGGAACUUCUUGAAUCAUUCUACAGUUACCUGCAAGAAGAAGUUGUUGAAAAUGAGAUGCCAUACACUUUAGAGCAGCUGAAGGAAUCAUACCGUCGAUUCUUACCUUUCGGUGGCUUUUUGGUCUUACCUAUGUUUGGCGCCCUACUAGAAAUGGUAUCUAAAAGCCCUGAUGAAGAGUUCAAAAAUCAGUGCCUGGCUACGGCAUUGGAGAAGAUUGCUUGCAUGGUGGAGGAUGUUGUUGAGUAUCAUGAGCGCAAUCUGAAGCUCAAAAGUGACAUUCCAGAUGAGCACAUAAUAUGUAGUAAAAACUGACGGAACUGAGUUUAUUUUUCAUGCAAUGCUGACUAGAGAUCCAUAAGCAAAAUCUCAGGCACUGGCCUAAGGCUAUUUUACAGUGAUAAUUA
Cylicocyclus nassatus is the source of this 1381-nucleotide messenger RNA. NCBI's taxonomy places the organism in Eukaryota, Metazoa, Nematoda, Chromadorea, Rhabditida, Strongylidae. The record is from the annotation of a GenBank genome assembly.